AUGAGGGAGGUUGCAGCUCGCGUGUUUGAUCUUUUCCUUCAGUUAGAUGCUUCAGAUGAGCAGGCAGAAUUCGAGGUAGUGUAUACAUCUGCCCUACAAAGACGUAGUGGUGUGUCUCCUUCUUCUUUGUCUCCUUCUAUGCAUCAUCUUAUUGCUGCACUAUGGCGUCUUAAUCCUCCUCGCCUAUCAGCAGCAGCAGCAGCAGCAGCAGCAGCAGCAGCAGGAGAUGCAGAUACAGCAGCAGCAGCAGCAGCAGCAGCAAGAAGCCUGCAGCUACAGGUAGCUAAUGUAGCAGAGGAUCCAUAUAGAGGAAGGAUGGCGUUAGGUAAACUACAAGGAGGAGCAUUAAUACCAGGAAAGACCAUUGGUCUUAUUCGUGCUGCAGCAGCAGCAGCAGCAAACAGCAGCAAUAUACAUAAUCAUAUUAUUAAAGCUACAUUUACUGCAGUGUAUCGUUAUGAGGGUGUAGAACUAACACCUGUAGAUCCUUUGCUGCUGCAACAGCAGCAGCAGCAGCAGCAAAAGGGACUAGAGGGGCCCCUUGAUGGUGAAUUAGUAGUAGUAGGGGGCCUCUCACAAGAUGUUCGUGUUGGAGACUCUCUUGUUGACCUGGCGGCAAUAAAGGCGGAGGCACCAACAGUAUCUGUUUUAGUAAUGCCUAAUUCUUCUCCUCUUGCUGGUCAAGACAGCGGCACCCCUACAACUAUAUUAUCAUUAAGGGAGAAACUUAAGGCCCUUAUAAGAAACGAUAUAUCAGCAAAAGUAUCGGUGGGCCCUGGUGGUCUUUGUCUUAGCGGUAGGGGGCCCCUACAUUUAGCUGUAUUAAUUGAGAAUCUAAGAAGGAGUGGCUUAGAGCUUGCUGUUGCUGCACCGGAUAUAUUACCAAAGUGGGACGGAGAACAAUGGUUGGAGCCUUAUGAAGAUUUUGAAUUGACGAUUUCAACAGACGCGAUGGGCGCUGCACUCAGAGAAGUACAAACACGUCAUGGUUCUGUAACGGAUAUGAUAACAUUAGACUCUGGCGGUGCAUCCUCCUCCAGCAGCAGCAGCAGCAGCAGCACUGCCACCAGCAGCAGCAGCAGCAACAGCAACAGCAGCAGCAGCAGCAGCAGCAGCAGCAGCGGCACAAGUAUGUUAUUUUUUCGUGUUGCAACAAGAUUUUCUUUUGGAUUAAAGGCAGCACUAAUGGAGGCAUCAAAGGGAGCAGCAAUUCUUAAUUCUUCUCCUGCAGGUCUGCAUGCAUUAGUACCUGGGGCCCCUGUACCUAGGGCAGCAAGGGGCCCCCCUCCUAAUACAGUAGCAGGAGGAGGAGGAGAGGGUAUUGAUGAUAUAGAUGAUGAUAAUGAUGAUGCAGAGGAGCAAUUAUUAUUGCAGCAGCAGCAGCAGCAGCAGCAGCAGCAACGUAUACCUAAAGAAGGAGAAAAACAGCAACAUUCAUCAAGACAAGUAUUUACAGUAAAAAAACAAAUAGAAGAAAAACAAGAAAAACAAAAAGGAUUUCUUGUUGCUAUUGAACAAGGAAAGGCUACUGUUAAAGGUAUCUUGCAUGCACAGGAGAGAGGAGAGGUGUUUGUGUCUCCUGGUGAUGAGGUUUAUACAGGGAUGCUUGUUGGCCUUCACAAAAGACCCAAUGAUCUACCC
Messenger RNA from Eimeria maxima, 1641 nucleotides. RefSeq names its product GTP-binding protein TypA, putative. The record is from RefSeq and is a predicted model, not a curated record. The annotation marks the transcript as partial. Lineage: Eukaryota; Apicomplexa; Conoidasida; Eucoccidiorida; Eimeriidae. The transcript is spliced from 9 exons.